CUCUGAUUCUAUUACUCAAAGCUGAUACAAAGCUAAAAUAAAUUAAUAUCAGCACGUGGGAUAAACCUUUCAUUAUAAAUCUGUCUGUAUGUAGUUGUAGUAUGCGCGACUUCCACUGCCAGUGCUGCAAUAGCUGUUUCUUUGGAGGUAGCCGCCAUUCACACAUGGUCAGCCGUUCACACAUAAUCCAGAGUGCAGCACUACUUCAAAAUAUUGUUAUGGUUCAUGAUGAGUGGGCAGUGCUCUUCCACUGAAUGCCUGAAUUGGGUCAUAGUCAGCACACACCAGCACCCAAACAGGGACCAACCCCAAAUAUAUAACAUCAGUAACUUAAGUCUUAGUGAGCCAAAGUAAACCAAAGGAAACAAAGAUGGAGAACUUCAGAACCCAUCUCCAGUUUCUGCUUUACUUCCUCCUCUUUCUUCAUUCUCUUCCCUUUUCAUAUGCCAAAUGCACUGAUACAGAGAGAGAAGCAUUACUUGCCUUCAAGACCGGCCUUACAGACCCUUCAGGCAGGCUUUCUUCUUGGCGAGGCGACGACUGCUGCAAAUGGGCUGGCGUCAAAUGCAGCAGCAACCAAACCGUCACCCACCUCGACCUCAAGAAUCCUUACCCUCAAGCAAAUGGCGGAAUCAUUGACCAAACAGCUUACAAAGCUUCCUGUUUGGCCGGCAACAUCAGUUCCUCUCUACUUCGCCUGCCAUCUCUGAGCUACUUGGACAUGAGUCUCAAUGAUUUCCAAGGCAAUGAAAUUCCUGCCUUCCUCGGUCAGCUCAAUGAUCUGACGUACCUCAAUCUCUCCUUCUCCUCUUUUGGUGGAGAAAUUCCACCCCAGCUUGGAAACCUGUCGAAGUUACAAGUCCUGGACCUCUACGCGGAUUCCUAUGGUGGAACUGCGGCAGCAGAACUGAGAGCAGAUGAUCUGAAUUGGCUCACCCGACUCGCUUCCCUCAACCGCUUGAACAUGGGAUUCGUGAGAAUCAACACGAGCAAUGGUGGAGAUUGGCUUCAUGCUGUGAGUAUGCUGCCAUCUUUGGUGGAGCUGAAGCUCCAGUACUGCCAGCUUCAAGUCCUUCCGCAAUCACUGCCCCUUGGUACCAACUUCCCCUCGCUCUCGGUCCUUGAUUUGUCAGACAACUCUUUCAAUGCUCCAAUCCCCCAGUGGCUGUUCAACCUCACCGGUCUCAGGGAACUAUAUCUCAGAUGGAACUUCCUCCAUGGUCCUGUACCCAGUGAGUUUGCAAGGCUCAAAUCUCUUGAAAUACUUGAUUUGUCCAACAAUUUGGAUUUCGGAGGCCAGAUUCCUGGGCUCUUUGGAAGUCUGCGAAAGCUGAAGGUGUUAGACCUUUCAGCUAAUGAUAUGAAUGGUGGAAUCCAGGAGUUCAUCAGUGGAUUUGCAGGAAGUCCAAGUAGCAGCUUGAUAUUUUUGGAUUUGAGUUCCAACUCAUUGGAAGGCCAACUGCCUGACCUGUUAGGAGUUGUGCUUCAUAAUUUGCAGCAUCUCGACCUUUCUAGCAAUAGAUUCUGGGGUUCAAUCCCGAAUUCUGUUGGAGAAAAGAUGUCCUCUUUGAAGCACUUGGAUAUUUCUUACAACAACAUGAACGGGAGCAUCCCAGAUAGCUUUGGGCAGCUUUCAGCGCUGAUUGAUGUGAACCUGGUGGAGAAUUCUUGGGUAGGGGUUCUGAAAGAAACUCACAUGGUGAACCUCAGAAGCCUGGAGAAUUUCAAACUGACCACGGAUUCGAGCAAUCAUUCGUUGAUUUUCAAUGUCCCGGUGAAGUGGGUUCCUCCAUUCAAGCUUAAGUCCAUCCAACUUGAAAACUGCAUCGUCGGUCCUUCUUUUCCUGCAUGGCUUCAAGUCCAGAACCAACUUACUUCUGUGACCCUCAGAAAUGUUGGGAUUUCAGACACCAUACCAGGAGAGUGGUUCUCAAACUUACCUUCUGAGCUCACUUUUUUGGUCCUCUCAAGCAACCAAAUCACAGGGAAGUUGCCAAGUCAGCAACUGAAGUUUCCAAGGCUAAGCACCAUUGAUCUCAGCUCCAACAAGUUUGAAGGUCCUCUCCCAAUGUGGUCCACCAAUGCAAGCAUCCUUUACCUUCAAGACAACAAGUUCUCAGGUCCAAUACCUCGGGACAUUGGCACGCUGAUGCCAAGAUUGCGAAACCUUCACCUCUCAGACAACACUCUAAACGGCACAAUUCCACUAUCCAUAUGCAAGAUGGCAGACUUGCAAGUUCUUUCUCUCAGGAACAAUUACCUUUCAGGAGAGCUACCUGACUGCUGGAGGGAUUUGUCAACGUCGUCCUUGUGGGUCGUUGAUGUUUCAAACAAUAGCUUAUCAGGUGAGAUUCCUAGCUCGAUGGGACUGCUGAGAUCGCUUGGAAUGCUGCUAUUGAGCGAAAACAAUCUGGUCGGAGAAAUCCCAUCUUCAUUGCAGAACUGCUCGGCAUUGACCAGCAUCGACCUUGGAGAAAACCAGCUCUCAGGGGAAAUACCUUCAUGGUUGGCCGAAAAUUUAUCGGCCACUUUUGUGCUCCGUCUUCGAUCUAACCAGUUCCACGGACAGAUCCCAGAAGCACUCUGCAAUCUCCCGCUGCUUCAUUUCUUGGACUUGUCCCACAACAAUCUUUCGGGUGGGAUCCCCAAGUGCCUGGACAACUUGACCGCUAUUGUCUACGGAAACAGCAGCGAGUUGUAUUAUCAGGAAACCAAGGUGGUGACCAAAGGGAGAGCAUACGAUUACAACCGGAAUCUAGCUCUGUUGAAUGUCAUUGAUUUCUCGGAGAACAACUUGAGUGGCCCAAUCCCCGAAGAGAUGACAAAGCUUCUAUCUCUUAGGGUUCUGAACUUGUCGAGCAACCAUAUCAGUGGAGCCAUUCCAGAGAAAAUAGGAGACUUGAAAGUCCUGGAAACGUUAGACUUGUCUCAUAACCAGCUCUCCGGGGAGAUCCCAGCAACCUUGUCGUCCUUAACAUUUUUGACGCAUUUGAUAGUCUCGUAUAACAACUUUUCAGGGAAGAUUCCAGCAGGAAGACAGCUCCAAACAUUUGAUGCAUCUUCCUACCAGGGUAACCCCUUCCUCUGUGGAUUUCCUUCCCGAGUUAAAUGUCCAACAGAAAGUAUAACAACAACAGCACCACCAACAACUGGAACAGAACCAGAGGACGAAGAAGACGAAAUCUUUGAAUUGGGUACUGGACUGUAUGUUAGUAUAGUACUAGGGUUCGGAUUCGGGUUCUUGGGACUCUGUGUAACUCUACUGAGAAAAGAGUUCAGGAAAAAAGACAUCGAAUGGUGA
Linum tenue is the source of this 3301-nucleotide messenger RNA. The record is from the annotation of a GenBank genome assembly. Lineage: Eukaryota; Viridiplantae; Streptophyta; Magnoliopsida; Malpighiales; Linaceae.